Molecule: messenger RNA, 911 nt
Organism: Lycium barbarum (goji berry)
Lineage: Eukaryota; Viridiplantae; Streptophyta; Magnoliopsida; Solanales; Solanaceae
Product: nuclear transcription factor Y subunit B-4-like
Exons: 1
Coding region: 122-553 (143 amino acids)
Biological process (GO): regulation of transcription by RNA polymerase II
Cellular component (GO): nucleus; CCAAT-binding factor complex
Molecular function (GO): protein heterodimerization activity; RNA polymerase II cis-regulatory region sequence-specific DNA binding; DNA-binding transcription activator activity, RNA polymerase II-specific
Source: RefSeq, a predicted model, not a curated record
CCUACUUAUGUACACUAUACAUAUAUAAACAUUUUAUAAAAGAUAUAACAACGUGUCUGCAUUUUAGAAGAUCAACAAAAUCCACAACUAUUUUUCACCAAUUAAUCGUGUGUUAAUUAAGAUGGUGGAUGAACAUGUGAAAUUGGUUCCAAUAGCCAAUGUGGGAAGAAUCAUGAAACAAAUCUUGCCACCAACUGCAAAAAUCUCCAAAGAGGCAAAGGAGACUAUGCAAGAAUGUGCAUCAGAGUUUAUAAGUUUUGUUACUGGUGAAGCAUCUGACAAGUGUCACCAGGAGAAUCGAAGGACGGUUAAUGGAGAUGACAUCUGUUGGGCUCUCAGUUCACUUGGUUUUGACAACUAUGCUGAGGCCAUGUUGAGGUACUUGUAUAAGUUGAGGGAGUUUGAAAGACUAAAGGCCAAUCAGAACAAAGGUUCAAAUAACGAUGAAGAUACGGAUGAAGAAGCUGCAGCAAGUGAAUCUGAGAAGCAAGAAACUAGUACUCCUCCAGCACCAUUAGAGUUUAAUGUAAUGGAGAGGGGUAGCUAUAAUUAAUGAUAGGGAACUAAAGGGGAUGAUUUGUAGUUUCAAUUCGGAAAAUUUUGGAUCAUUUCUCGGUUUGUGCAAAGUCAUGCUAAUCUUCUCGUUCCGAUUCUUUGAGAAAGAAUCAGCUACUUUGAAUUUUGUCCUUGAAAUCUUCGGAAUAAUCAUUAUUCUCAUGUAUUUUCUCCUUAAUUGGUCUCUCUUUUUGUUUUCCUUGAGAAUUAAAGAAGGAUUCAAUUUCCUGAACUUCAGCUAUGGGUUCAUGUAUCUAGGUUAACUUUUGACCUAAACUAAGACCAUGUGUUAUUGAAGAAGCAAGCUCACUCUUAUUCCAAGAAUCAGAGGAAGGUAUUUUAUCCGAUAAUGAAGU